UUUGAUUAAUUUGAAAUUAAAAAUAGCAAUUUUGCUAGAAACAGCUUUAAAAGUCAACUUAAGGAAACUUAUGCGUGAUUGCAAAAAAUGUCUAAUGCACAAGAAGAAACCCUUGACGUAUUAGUUAUUGGUGCAGGAAUAAGUGGUUUGUCGGCUGCAUAUCUUUUACAAAUGCAUGAUGAAGAUUUGAAAACUGUUGUUCUCGAAGCUAGAGAUAGAGUUGGUGGACGAACCCACACGUUAGUGCGAGAUGAAGUACACUAUGUCGACCUUGGUGGCUCUUAUGUUGGACCGACACAAAAUCGUAUUCUCCGUAUGGCAAAGCAUCUUGGCGUUAAAACUUACAAAGUGUACACUUCGGGGAAAAAUACAGAACACUUUGGAGGACGACCAUCAUUUUUUGAUAGCGACGUGUCAACAUGGAAUAUAAUAGCAAUUUUAGAUUAUUACGCACAGAUUCGUCAACUGGACAGCAUGUGCGAUCAAGUAUCUGUUGUUUCCCCUUGGGAAGCUAAACAUGCCAAAGAAUGGGACUGCAUGACAGCCAAGGAAUAUUUUGACAAAUCUUGUUGGACGAACUAUUCCAAGAAACGAAUGUACCAAAUCUUUCAUGAUGCCAUGGCCGCCGAACCAUAUGACAUGUCUUUGCUUUAUUACUUAUGGUAUUUAAAAAGUGCAGGUGGUGUCUGUCGAAUUGCUGAUGUAGAAAAUGCAGGUCAAGAACGUAAAUUUAAGGGAGGAUCUCAACAGAUCAGUCAAAAAAUUGCAGAGCUAUUGGGUGAGAAGGUAAUAUUGUCAUCACCAGUGUAUAGUAUUGACCAAAGAGCUGAUCAUACAAUUGUGAGAUGUUUAAAUGGUAACAUUUACAAAACAAAAUAUGUAAUAAGUGCUAUACCCCAUGCUUUACUGAGAAGCAUCUCAUUUUCACCUCCAUUGUCACCUUUAAAAAACUCAAUAAUUCAAAAAAUGCCCAUGGGAUCUGUGAUCAAGACCAUUACUUACUAUGAAGAGGCUUGGUGGCGUGAUCAAGGUCUAUCUGGAGUCUUGAUAGCUGGUGCAGAAUCAGGUCCUGUGUAUGUAAGUCUUGAUGACACUAAGCCUGAUGGUUCUUAUCCAGCAUUAAUGGGAUUUAUAGUUGGCGAACAGGCACGCUUGUGGUGUAAUAAAAGUGGUGAAGAGAGAAAACAAGCAGUAUGUGAACAAUACGCAAAGGCGUUUGACAAUGAGAAAGCUCUGAACCCUCGCUAUUAUGUUGAUAAAAACUGGCCUGCAGAAAAAUAUUCCGGGGGAUGUUACGUCAGCGUUUUUCCAUGUGGAGUAAUAACGAGCUUUGGAGAGGCAUGGAGAAGUUCUGAAGGCAAUGUAUAUUUUGCUGGCACUGAAACUGCGACAAAAUGGGCAGGAUAUAUGGACGGGGCUGUUGAAGCCGGUGAAAGAGCAGCUCGUCAAGUACUUCAUUCUAUGAAUAAAAUUUGCCAAGAUGAGAUCUUUCACACUGAGCCGCCUUCAAAAGAUAUACCCCCAGUUUAUUGCGGUCUUACUACUCUACAGUUGUGGUUACCUUCUGUUCCAGCGUUUCUUACAAUUUUAACUUUUCUUGGAGUAUCAUCUAUUUUUGGAAUUGGUUAUGCCAAGCGAUGUAAAGCUUAAAAAUUAUCGUAACAAUUGUCUCAAAUUUGCUUCAAGUGUUGAUGAGUCUGCCUAAUUUAAAGAAUAUGCUUUCGAUGUAAAAUUCAUAGCUCAAUUUCAUUAUCAUAGUCAAACCCUUAUCAUUUUUCGUAAUUGUGAAGAUUUUAACUUUGUUUUGUAUUACAAUUGAGACGUUUUCUUUUA
Molecule: messenger RNA, 1833 nt
Organism: Xenia sp. Carnegie-2017
Lineage: Eukaryota; Metazoa; Cnidaria; Anthozoa; Malacalcyonacea; Xeniidae
Product: amine oxidase [flavin-containing] B-like
Exons: 4
Coding region: 88-1650 (520 amino acids)
Molecular function (GO): oxidoreductase activity
Source: RefSeq, a predicted model, not a curated record